GAACCUGGAAAACCAAAAACGCGGACAGCACCAUAGCCACGUGGACCGAUGGGGGCAGCGCAGUUCAGAGAAGCGUCGCCGGCCCAAGUGGCCGAUGCUGUGACGGGGCUAGGAUCGGCGUAUGCUGCGUAUGCCCCGAGCAUCGUGUCGAAUGCUGUCGGCGGCGACGUCUUGUCCAGCUUGGACAUCGAACAACUCCCGAUGUUGUUUGCCACACUCGGUGUGACCAACACAAUCCACCAAGCCAAGUUGAGGGUGAUGCUCCAGCAAAAUCGGCCGUCCUUGCUGCAGCGAACGCUCAGUCAAGCGCGGGCAAUGGACAUGGCGCUGAACCAGAGUGGUGUUGCAAAGACCUUUGAUUGCUUCUUGAGCCACGACUGGGGCGUCGAUGGGGCGACCCAUGCCAAAGUUGGCCACGUGAAUGCCUUUUUGAAAGCUCGGGGCAUUCGAACGUGGUUCGACCAGGACCAGAUGACAGGAAACAUCCUGCAGGCCAUGGCGACGGGCAUUGAACGCUCCAUCUUGGUGCUUGUUUUCGUCACACGCAGGUACAUGGCAAAAGUCAACGGCUCAAACCCGAACGACAAUUGCCAGCUCGAAUUUGGAAUGGCCAAGUGCACUCAAACGGCAUCGCACAUGGUGCCUGUCAUCUUGGACCCGACCAUGAAGAGCGUGGCGACGUGGGCCGGGCAGCUCAAGAUGGUGCUCGGCAAUCUCUUGUACGUGGACUUGAGCGCCGACACAGCCGACGGAUUUGAACAAGGCUGUGCGAGCCUUCUCCAACGAGUGCAAACUCUACUUGGUCGAACGCACGUGACGUCAAGCAAAGCGGGCGACACAUAUCCAGCGCAACUGGCGACGGAACAACUAGCUGACGUGGACGAAGUGGCUCCAACGCCAGUGCCGACCGACCGAGUCGCGGCCCCAGUCACGUCGAUGUAUUCAUUUCCGUGGCUGCUUGCGUGGUCGGAAGCGAUGGCUGGUACUGACAACGAGGAAGUCCAAGAAGACUCGCUGGUCGUUGUGCUGGAGCAAUUGGAUGCCACGCUGGCAAGUCCACAAGUGGACAGCUUCAUUCAAUCGUUUCCAUACACCACUUUGAUCACGGCGAUGGAAUCGCCUGCACUGGCAGAGGUCGCAACUCAAGUGUGCGCGAUCUUGGUCGACCACCCACGAGCAGCGGCGUCGCUCGCAGCCCUUCCUUCUUUCGUGCCGACCUUGACUUCCCUCCUACAGGCAAACGCCUCGGCGACGGCGGAUGCGGCCCUCGUCGCACUGACCAACAUUACGUUCGCUCCCCCGCCAGAUCGUGCUUUCACCGACGCUCUCGUCCCUCUCCUCAUGCAACUUCCAUCCCGCGAUCAUGUCGUGGACGUGCUAGUGAAUGUAUCUGCGGCAAAUCGGUCGUCGUUUUUGCCGUACUUGGACCAAUUGAUCGCCAUGUUGCCCUCCAACGACAAAUUGUCUCCCAUGUGGAAGAUUUUUCUUAAUUUGUCCGUGGACGCAGCGUGCACCGCUUCGCUCGCGGCUCUCGGGUUUGUCGACAUUGUGUGGACAACCCAACUCCACACGCAAGACUGCGAGCUGACUUUGAAGCUUCUCCUGGGUCUCUGCCGCCAUGGUGCAGGGUCCAGCGCUGUCGCCAUGAGCUCCCACUGGCAGGUGUGGCUCCUCGAGACGGGGCGUCCGAGUCUAACUAUCGCGAGUCAUCUUGCUGACCAAGACUCCUCCGACUACUUAGCUCCACGUGCAAACGCGUGGACGUCGUUUUGGGUGGAUGCGCUACUACAACAUGACGAUGACGAACGGAACGUCGAGUUGGCUCUGUGCAGCCUCGUUAACGUUGCGGCCAAGGACGAGAUAUGGCGACGUGAAAUCGAGGUGCAUGUCGAGCGCGCGGUCUGGCCGUGGAUCAUCCGUCGAUCGAGAUUGCAACCCAUGGCGCUCAAGCUCGUCGGCAAUCUCAUCGACAUGAAAUUGGUGCGGGAUCUCUUGACGGCGAAGCUUCAAGACGGCAUGGCGAUUGACGAAGGGGACGAAUAUGCACGAGAUUUGUGGCAUGAGAUUGUGGCGACGCUAGCCUAAUCUAUACCUUAAUCUAUUGCAUGGAGCAAAGUGUGUG
This is a messenger RNA of Aphanomyces invadans, 2122 nucleotides long. RefSeq lists its product as hypothetical. NCBI's taxonomy places the organism in Eukaryota, Oomycota, Saprolegniomycetes, Saprolegniales, Verrucalvaceae. Gene Ontology annotation, biological process: signal transduction. The transcript is spliced from 3 exons. The coding region runs from base 49 to 2085 and encodes 678 amino acids. The record is from RefSeq and is a predicted model, not a curated record.